CACCCAUCGUUUUUUAUUUUAAAUUUUUCAUCUCAAUUUUAUUAUCGUUAAAAAUGACUAAAUCCACUGUUCUUGUUAUCUUCAUGGUAGUUCUCGUUCUAGGGAUGGUGGCAAAAGAGACACAAGGUCAAGAAAGGUGUCAUGAGUAUAUGACAGGAACAGGACCUUGUGAAAUUAACCAAUGUGUCGAUCAGUGUACGGCGAAGUGGAAAGGAAGAGGAACGUGUAUGCCAUCAAGCAAGACUUGUCUCUGCACUUUUAAUUGCAAUAAAUAAGUUUUUUUGGUUAAUCUAUAAAGUAUCAUCAAAUAUAAUUAAUAAAAUAAUGAAUUG
Eutrema salsugineum is the source of this 332-nucleotide messenger RNA. Its product is annotated as defensin-like protein 122. Bases 54 to 275 code for a protein of 73 amino acids. The transcript is spliced from 2 exons. The record is from RefSeq and is a predicted model, not a curated record. NCBI's taxonomy places the organism in Eukaryota, Viridiplantae, Streptophyta, Magnoliopsida, Brassicales, Brassicaceae.